AGUUCUAAUUCUCUACAAUGGCGGAUGCUCAUGAAACCGAUAAGAACAUUGAGAUAUGGAAGAUCAAGAAGCUUAUCAAGGCAUUGGAAGCUGCUCGAGGCAAUGGUACCAGCAUGAUUUCUCUUAUUAUGCCUCCAAAAGAUCAAAUAGCUCGGGUUACAAAGAUGUUGGGAGAUGAGUUUGGAACUGCCUCUAACAUUAAAAGCAGGGUGAAUCGUCAGUCUGUUUUAGGUGCAAUUACAUCUGCUCAGCAGAGACUGAAGCUCUACAAUAAGGUCCCCCCCAAUGGACUUGUGCUUUAUACUGGUACCAUUGUAACUGAUGAUGGGAAGGAAAAAAAGGUCACAAUUGAUUUUGAGCCUUUCAGGCCAAUAAAUGCAUCUCUUUACCUAUGUGACAACAAGUUUCAUACAGAAGCUUUGAAUGAACUUCUAGAAUCUGACGACAAAUUUGGUUUUAUUGUGAUGGAUGGAAAUGGGACUCUUUUUGGGACAUUAAGUGGCAACACUCGAGAAGUGCUUCACAAAUUUACUGUUGACCUCCCUAAGAAACAUGGAAGAGGGGGGCAGUCAGCUCUCCGGUUUGCUCGUCUUCGAAUGGAGAAGCGCCACAACUAUGUGAGAAAGACAGCGGAGCUUGCUACACAGUUUUUCAUUAAUCCUGCCACCAGCCAGCCUAACGUUUCUGGACUAAUACUUGCGGGAUCAGCUGACUUCAAGACUGAGCUGAGUCAGUCUGAUAUGUUUGAUCCCCGACUUCAGGCAAAAAUUCUGAAUGUUGUGGAUGUCUCAUAUGGAGGGGAAAAUGGUUUUAAUCAGGCGAUUGAGUUGUCAGCAGAGAUCCUAUCCAAUGUGAAGUUUAUUCAGGAGAAGAAAUUGAUAGGCAAGUAUUUUGAAGAGAUUAGCCAGGAUACUGGAAAGUAUGUUUUUGGUGUGGAUGACACAUUGAAAGCUCUGGAGAUGGGUGCGGUUGAGAUACUUAUUGUGUGGGAAAAUCUGGAUGUAAAUAGGUAUGUGCUAAAAAAUAGCAGUACGGGUGAAGUUAUCAUAAAGCACUUUAACAAGGAGCAAGAAGCCAUUGAGAAAAACUUCCGGGAUGCAGACACUAAUGCUGAUUUGGAAGUUGAGGAGAAGACGUCACUGCUUGAGUGGUUUGCCAAUGAGUACAAACGAUUUGGUUGCACGCUAGAGUUUGUCACCAACAAAUCGCAAGAGGGAUCUCAGUUUUGCAGAGGUUUUGGGGGAAUUGGAGGAAUCCUUCGUUACCAGCUUGAUAUGCGAGCAUUUGACGACCUUUCUGAUGAUGGAGAAACUUAUGAAGAUUCGGACUAG
Messenger RNA from Ilex paraguariensis (yerba mate), 1331 nucleotides. The record is from the annotation of a GenBank genome assembly. NCBI's taxonomy places the organism in Eukaryota, Viridiplantae, Streptophyta, Magnoliopsida, Aquifoliales, Aquifoliaceae.